GCGACAACAUCAUAGAGGAAGGCGUGGUGGUGGCGUCUAUCAGCGCCUUUGUGGGUAUCGUGGUGGGUGUGGUGGUGCUGAUAGCCGUAGUGGCCUGCACUAUCCUCUACUGCUGCUUAAAGCGGACCAGAUCCGGGCCUGCUGGUGUUGCUGCUGCUGGUGGUGCUGGUCGAGGUGGUGGUGGGGCGGGGGGCGAGGGUUCCAACAAGGAUGUGGAGUCAGCCCGCCAGCACGACAGCUUAGUGGAGCCCACAG
Molecule: messenger RNA, 255 nt
Organism: Aplysia californica (California sea hare)
Lineage: Eukaryota; Metazoa; Mollusca; Gastropoda; Aplysiida; Aplysiidae
Source: RefSeq, a predicted model, not a curated record